Messenger RNA from Dermochelys coriacea (leatherback sea turtle), 2884 nucleotides. RefSeq names its product inositol monophosphatase 1 (gene IMPA1). The record is from RefSeq and is a predicted model, not a curated record. Gene Ontology annotation, biological process: phosphatidylinositol phosphate biosynthetic process; inositol metabolic process; signal transduction. NCBI's taxonomy places the organism in Eukaryota, Metazoa, Chordata, Testudines, Dermochelyidae. The transcript is spliced from 9 exons. The coding region runs from base 203 to 1039 and encodes 278 amino acids. Gene Ontology annotation, molecular function: inositol monophosphate 1-phosphatase activity.
AGCCCCGCGCAGGCGCAGAGGGACGGCCGGUCAGACGAGGAGGGGGAAAUCGGGCCCAAGGAAGGGAAGGUGGCGGCAGAGGACUUCCGCCCGCUCGCGCAUGCGCACCAGCUCGGGGUGCUUCGGCGGGGCUCACUGCCUCACCCCCAGCACUGACAAGGAGCCGGGCACGGGCUGCGUGAGGUACUGUACCUAGGAUAAAAUGGCUGAUCCUUGGCAACAAUGCAUGGAUUAUGCAGUUACUUUAGCAAGAAAGGCUGGAGAGGUAAUCCGGGAAGCAUUGAAAGAGGAAAUAUCCAUUAUGAUUAAAAGCUCACCAGUAGAUCUAGUGACAGUCACUGAUCAAAAAGUGGAAAAAAUGAUUAUUUCUUCUAUAAAAGAAAAAUAUCCUUCUCACAGUUUCAUUGGAGAAGAAUCUGUUGCAGCUGGAGAAGGCAGUAUUUUAACAGAUAAUCCCACAUGGAUUAUUGACCCUAUUGAUGGAACUACUAAUUUUGUACACAGGUUUCCAUUUGUGGCAGUUUCAAUUGGCUUUGUUGUCAACAAAAAGAUUGAAUUUGGAGUUGUAUACAGUUGUGUGGAAAACAAAAUGUACACUGGCAGGAAAGGAAAAGGUGCAUUUUGCAAUGGUCAGAAGCUUCGAGUAUCAGGACAAGAAGAUAUUACAAAAUCACUUUUAGUAACAGAAAUGGGAUCUAACUGUGAACCAGAGACUUUAAAGCUAGUGCUUUCUAACAUGGAAAGGCUUCUCAGUAUUCCUGUUCAUGGGAUUAGAGCUGUUGGUACAGCAGCUGUAAACAUGUGCCUUGUAGCAACUGGUGGAGCCGAUGCAUAUUAUGAGAUGGGCAUUCAUUGCUGGGAUAUGGCAGGAGCUGGAAUUAUCAUUACUGAAGCUGGUGGAGUGCUGCUGGAUGUAUCAGGAGGACCAUUUGAUUUGAUGUCACGAAGAAUAAUUGCUGCAAGUAGUCGAGCCAUAGGAGAGAGAAUAGCCAAAGAGCUUCAGAUAAUCCCCCUACAAAGGGAUGAUGCAACAAAUUGAAUACCACAACUACACUUAAGUGUAGUAAUACUAAGUUUGUCAAGAGUUGUCACGUAUUCUGUGAAUUUAGAAAAUAACUUCCCACAUAAGGUCACAUGUUGCAUUUAAAUGGGUAGUAAUAUACCUUUACUGAAUGUAUCUUACUACAAAUUGGUUUCUAAAUAGGGUUUUGAAACCAGAUCCAUUUGAAACUGUUAUAGAACUGGUUCUAACAAACAGUUUGUGUAAAUAAAACAUCAGUUUUGCUGUAAAUUUUAUUUUCUAUAUAGUAUUAUAGCUGCUUAAAGGAGUUCACGAUAAAAAGGACCAAAUCCCAUAAAAGGAAUAUUUACAAUUUAUAUAACACACUGGAAGACAGGAGAACAAUUAAUGCUCUAAAUCAUGUUACAAAGAGAAAGUUUAAUGCUCCUGGUUCUAGUUUUCUCAUGAUUUCCCCCAAUGUAAUCAAGGUUGAUUGUUGCUUAUUAGAUUUUCAUAUGAAGCCUCUAAAUUCUUACAGUGCUAUCAGUCUGUCCAGAAUUUCUCACCGGAGAAGGAAAUGUAGAAGUAGAUCACAUGAUCCCAGACCUCACUUUGGAGGUAGUCGCAUUUAGUUUUUGGCACACUUCAUGGCACUUGUAUGUUAUCACUGUGGAAGAGUGAUUCAACAAUGAUUUCAGUUGCUAUUGCAGGGAAUGUUUAGAGAAAUACCUGGAGAAAAGUAGACACUUAUUUUUUAGAUUUGUUUGCCAAUUACUUCUAUAGAAAUAACUGACCACUGUUCCUAAAAAAUAGGAUGUAAUGUGGAAGAAGAAAGCUCGGUACACACCUCCUGUCAUGUCUUCAGGCAAAAAUCUGAGAAAUGAAAUGGGCUUUAUUCUAAUAAUUAAAAGCAAGACCAUAAGCUAAAUGGCUCCAUUGGUUUCAGUUGAUGCUGCCUCUUGCAUAUUCUCUACUUGAUGUGUGUGUAUAGCUCCCAUUAACUGUUUAGAGGACUUACUCAUACAUUUCCAGGCGAGAAUCUGCCUCAAAGUCUAAAGACUAUUUGAAAUUCAAAAAAUUCUCAUUAACUUGGAAAGCAAUUCCUACCCCCCACUCUUCCAAAAUUACAGUAUUUUAAAUCUUAAUGGUAAUUUUUCCAAUUUCAAAGCCUUAGGGUUAGUUGUCCUUUGCAGUCUGAGUUAUUUUUAAAAUUGUUGAUAUCAGUGGAUACAUCGAACAGUUACUGUACAUUUUAGAGUAAAAUUUAGUCAAUUUGGGGACUGAUUAAUAACUAGGGCCAAAAAUUUCAGAAGUAUCCACUAAUUUUGAAUGUCUAAUUGAGACACCCCAAGUUAUGAUCACUUUUGAAAAUAUGUGGUUCUUAUUAAUUUUUUAGUGUGGAAAAAGGUGUUUUGUAUCUUAAAAUACAAGCACCUGCAGGUCUCUUGAUAAAAUUCCUUGGCACUUGCACCAGCUAUGUUACGUUGGUUUUACAGAAAUGUUUAAUUAGAAACUCCAGUUCCAUGCCACUUUAAACAAUUAGCCCUAGUGAAAUAAAGAAUUGCAUGAUAAUUCAGGGGCUAAUGACUAGGAGAAGGAACUCAGAGUUUCAUUUCUUGGGGGUCCUGUAGAAAAAAAAUAAUCUUUAAACUUCAGCACAGCUUAAUUGUUUUUAAAUCUAAGAUAUGAAUGUGGUGUCUUAGCAGGUCUGGCCAAUAUAUUAUCUCUAUGGCUUUUUGUGAGAAAUUUGGGUUUGAGUGUGAAAUAUGAACUGUGCAGAAGUUCUGAUGUUAAACUGAUUUGUUUUGUAAAAUGGAAAUGUAUAAAAAUAGUACUUGAUGUGAGAUGUUUGCAAUAAUAAAAGAAAAAAAGAUUGCUUUAUUA